Messenger RNA from Echinococcus granulosus, 1554 nucleotides. RefSeq lists its product as hypothetical. Gene Ontology annotation, molecular function: urea transmembrane transporter activity. The record is from RefSeq and is a predicted model, not a curated record. Gene Ontology annotation, biological process: urea transmembrane transport. Gene Ontology annotation, cellular component: plasma membrane. Lineage: Eukaryota; Metazoa; Platyhelminthes; Cestoda; Cyclophyllidea; Taeniidae. The transcript has 9 exons. Bases 1 to 1554 code for a protein of 517 amino acids.
AUGCCGACAGUGUUGUUUAUGAUUCCGCUGGUCCGCUGGCGCAUGAUCGCGCCCGGUGCGCGGACCUUCCUGCACGUCAUUUAUGGUCGCUUCGGUUCCACCGCGCACCUUAUACUCUGUACCUUCGCCCUCCUUAAUAGUCUCUACAUUGUUGCCACCACUAUCGAAACUGGCAACAGACUGUUCUCGAGCAUUUCCACAGAAAUAACAUUUGACUUGGUGUGGAUCGUCGCUAUAACCAUUGCUGGAAUUUGCGUGAGUUGCGCCAAUCUGCGACAAGUAUUUCCUGUCUGCUAUGUGGGCAGUGGUUUUCUCAUGCUCUCUUCCAUGGCGUUCUUCACCGGUGUCUACUUUCUCAGCAGCAAUCCUAAACUAGGUUCAAUUAAUAGGAUAUAUGAGGCGAAUGUGGCAGAGGAUGAUCUGUACUCUGGCAAAAUCAACCGGAUGUCAUUUUACAAUUGGCACACUUGGAUUUUGGCGGUCAGGAAGUUCUUGACUCAAGCUUCAGUGACCGUAGCGGAAGCAUUAUUUGGCAGAAGAGGUCUGUUGGUGCUCUUUGUGAUGUACGCCUUCAUUAUCGUAAAUAUCAGCGUGUUCCAGCUCUUCGGGAUCAGUUCUAUUCUCACAUUUGACAUCUAUGCCAUUCAUAUGAGGCCGUUCCGAGUAUGCUUGGACGUCAAUUGCUGUUUAUUGUGUGGAAAAACACGAGAACCUAUCUUCCGGCCAAAAGACAACUGCAAAUGUGUACCUGUAACAUGCUGCUUACAGUGUCAGAUCAAUAGAAGAAAUGGUUGCGCUGCCAAGGGUCCGGUUUUGCCAUCGUAUGAAUGCAGAACACACGCCGAAUACAUGAACUACGAGAAACGCUUGGAGAAUGUGCGCCGCUCAUCCAUCUUAGUAAUCUUCUCUGUUGUUCUUCCGAUUGGUCUGCUAUUCAACCUGCUUAAAGUUAACUCCGUGACACUGAUAAAUGGAUUCAAUAUACUGGUGUCGGCCACUCUGGGAAGCCUCCUGUACUCCUUCUUUUGGGAAAGAAUGACCGCGAUGGGGGUGGUGGUAGGGACAGCUUUGAGCACCUCUAUGGCUGGCCUUGUGUGGGUUCUAAUGAACACUCUCAUUAGAUUAUAUCCCAACCUCAGCAUCGACUUCGACAUUCUAGAUAUUGCAUUGUUUACGACUGCAAUCAUGGGAGGAUUCCUUUUUCCUCCUUUGGUGGCAUGCAUAGAGAAAAGCCGUAAGGCAUUUCGCAAUGAGGAAAACACCAAUCUGGAUUGCCAGUCAUGGCAACGUAUCUACGAACUGGACAACCCGUUAUCCCCUUGGGCCUUUGAGUACGCGGACAACUUUAGCAAGGAAAGCUACAACCGACCUGACCCAGAGGAAGUGAGGAGAGUCUAUCGACGCUCAUGGUAUUUUGCCCUCGGCAGUGCCAUUUCAUUCGUCACAGUGGGUGUCCUCAUAUUGCCCGGUCUCUUCUACGCCUUCAAACUCCCGGACGUUGUCUAUUUUAAGAUUUGGGUAGGCGCCAAACGUCCCAUUAAUUACUGCCUUUGA